GUUGGCUUUUUCUUUACCAAGAUGCAGGGCUUAUCUGUGAUGUUGGUAUUACUCUGCUGUGGCACAAUUCAACAGAUAACCUUUGUGAUGAGUGGCCGCACAACUGUCAAAAACCACUGCCAGUCCUAUAACUCCAGCUGCCUCAUGCUGACAGCUCCAGACAGUGACACAGUGAAACAGGUUUCUCAGGGUACAUCCAGUGAAGUUUCUGCUGCAGCCUUUGACAGGUCUGCAGCCACAGCUUUAAUCAAUCAAAUAGAUCCGACUGCCAACAAGACAGAGGGGCCUCUUCAGACAUUUGGGAUUCGAGAUCCAGGAAGGUCCAAACUGCAACAGGGAACAGAGCUCCAGCUUUUAGCACCUAGUCAUCCACACAACACCACCACUUCGGUACAGACACAAAGAGAAGGCCCAGCUAUAGAAGACAUUGUGUCAGCAGUGUUAAAAUCAACAACCAAUUCAUCUAAGUCAUCAAUUAUGAAUAAGCAAGCACAAUUGAGAAAUAACGCAGAAAACUUCACAGAAACGAAUGUUACAACACAGGAAGUGGAGCCAGAAAUGCCAAAAGUCACAGGACUUACAGAAACCUCUGAGUCACAAGUUCAGUAUGAAUCAAGAGUUGGAUCUGGUUUCAGCACACUGAAUGGAACAGGAUUAUCAAUUGAUUCCAAAGGGCUUGGUAAUACAACAACUCCAGCAAAAACAACAUUAUCAGUCAAUGCAGGAGGACCAGGGUUAAAUUCUGAAAAAAAGACUGUAGGAGAAACUAGGACCAACUUAGCAAAUGGAAAAGUGGGAUUAAGUGUCCAUUCAGGUCAAGCAACUGUACCAAAGGAGCUAACAAUGUCUGCUGCAAAGCCGAGACAGGUAGAAGAGACUGGAUCAAGUAAUAGUACACAUCAAGAGUCAGGAGAACUCCCAAAAUUAAAGAUGCAUGUGCAGCCAAGAGAUUUGAUGAAAGCAAUGAAUACCACAAUGACUAAACUACUGCCUCUAGUAAAUUCCACCAUAUAUCCUGAAUUGCAGAGGCUGUUAUUUAAAUCAGACUCUACUCUACUGCCAGGUCCAACAGUCCAAAAUGAGUCAAAAACUAUGAGGGAAUCUGUACCCUCAAACCAGACACAAGAUCAGACUGAAUCUAGAGUUUUAACUGCAUCAAGAACCACAACCUGGAAACCAGAGCCAUCUACACCAGUAAAGCAAACAACACAAGUACCUGCUGUGCCAGAGUUAUUACAUAAAACACCGGCAACACCCAGAGGAGGAACAGAUGCAAAAACAAAUGGUGUUGGGGACAAAAACGUACCUGCUGAGGCCACACAGAUGACAGUGGAACCUAUCAUAGAGGUGGACACUCUGAGUAAAAACCAUCAGACAGCAGAGCAGCAUCUCUGUCCUCUGUCUUCAGAAAGUACAGUGCAUACAGCAAAUGUUUCCAGUUGCCAACAAAGUCCUAUACUCAUCACAGCUGACAUCCUUACAUCUCCGAACACUGAUACCCUCGGGGGCAGAAGACCCCUCCAAAGGCCAGUACACAGAGGGUCACAGGGACAACCAGGACAACGAGGACAACCAGGACCCCCAGGAGAACCUGGCCCACCUGGCCCAAAAGGGGAUAAAGGCUACCCGGGCGUGAUGGGGCAGACCGGCUGGCCCGGAGAGCGUGGCCCAAUGGGCCAACCUGGCAUGCCAUCCAUCAUAGUGUGGAAAUCCUCUGAGGAAGACUGGCAAGCCUUCAAGAAAAAUAAAGUUUACAAAAUGCUCAUCACCAAGUGGCCGAGAUUGAAGGGACCAACAGGUCCUUUUGGACACCAGGGGGAUCCUGGGCCACCUGGGCCUCCUGGUAUUUCUGGAAAACGGGGAAGGAAGGGAGAUCAAGGAAAAAUCGGGGAGUCUGGGCCCCCAGGAUUGCCAGGACCCCCAGGCAGACCAGGACAAGAUGGGAUCCCUGGAGCAGAUGGAGAACAGGGGCCACCAGGACGCCAUGGAGAGCAAGGUCCCCAGGGGUAUAAAGGAGAACUGGGAAUCAAAGGGGAGCUGGGUGAGUGGGGUUGUGAUGGAGAGCGUGGAGCCCAGGGAAGCAAGGGAAGAAAAGGAGCAAAGGGCAAUAAAGGAGAACAGGGGUUUCCUGGAGUUCCUGGCAUUCUUGGUUUGCCAGGACCCAGUGGACCAAUGGGACUGACAGGACACCCUGGACCUCCUGGUGAAACUGGAGCUAUGGGAUUUACAGGCCCACCAGGACCAACUGGGCAGCCAGGGUCUAUAGGCCAGAAAGGAUCCAGAGGUCGACCGGGGGAUCCUGGCAGCGAUGGCAUGGCGGGGCUGCCUGGAGUGCGCGGUCCACAGGGGAAGCCAGGCAGAGAGGGGUCACCAGGUCCCAAAGGAGAUAAAGGUGACCUGGGAGAUCCUGGUGAGAUGGGUGAACCUGGACUGUCAGGACCAAAUGGCCCCACUGGCAACCCAGGAAGGACUGGACCCCCAGGUGAUCCAGGACCUAAAGCAGCAAAGGGGGAGAAAGGAGAUCCUGGAUUUAAAGGAGAACCAGGAUUCCCAGGUCUGCGUGGGAAAAAAGGCUACAGAGGGCGAGGAGGCCCCUCUGGCUUUCCGGGCGUAAUGGGACGCCAUGGUGAUCCAGGACCCCCAGGUCCCAGAGGCUAUGAAGGGAUAAUGGGAGAGCCUGGAAAAAUUGGACAAGAUGGCCCAAAGGGUGACAGAGGUCUCCCUGGUUUGCAAGGAUUGCCAGGAGCCAAGGGCAAUAAGGGCCGCACUGGUCGUGGAGGUUUUGCUGGGUUGCCUGGCUCUAUGGGACAGAGGGGAAACCUGGGAGUAGAAGGAUCACAAGGAGAACCUGGUAUCAAGGGAAGACUAGGACCUCCAGGGAACCCUGGACCCAAGGGGCUCAAGGGACUUCAAGGUCAUCCUGGUAAUCGUGGCUUUGAUGGGACAGAUGGAGCCAUGGGUCCUGCUGGUGAACCAGGAAUUAGAGGGGAACUGGGACCCCAAGGACCUAAGGGCAUCGCAGGGAAGACAGGCGCUCCAGGGAAACAAGGAACUGUUGGAAACAGUGGAGAUCCUGGAGGAAGAGGGGUCCGUGGUGCACCAGGGAGGCCAGGGCCCCCAGGUGUGAAGGGUAAAGCUGGUCCUCCUGGGUUUCCUGGGAGUCCUGGGCCAAAGGGAGAACGGGGAGCUGAGGGACCAAAAGGGAAGCCCGGUAGCCCAGGCAAACAAGGCAUGCCUGGUCCAAGAGGAUACAAAGGAGCUCCCGGCUUGCAGGGUAAUAUAGGACAGUGGGGGGACAUGGGCCUUCCCGGGUCCCCAGGAGACAAGGGUCUACCAGGUCUGAGAGGCCCUCCAGGACCACAAGGGCACCCUGGUAAAGAUGGGUUUCCAGGGCCUGUAGGUCCACAGCCAGACAAAGGAGAGAAGGGCAUGCAUGGGCCUCCAGGAGAGAAGGGAGUUGCUGGUCUCGAUGGUGAGGAGGGACCACCUGGAUUAAUAGGGCCAUCCGGACAAGCUGGCCAGAAAGGACAGGCUGGAGAUAAAGGGCGCAGAGGUUUGCCUGGUCUGAAGGGGACAAAGGGAAGCCAGGGGCCUGUGGGUAAUCAAGGACUGUCAGGACUUAGGGGUCCCACAGGGAAAGAGGGCUACAGUGGUGUCCCAGGGGAGAGAGGAAAGCAAGGACUCCCAGGGGAGAAGGGCAGUUCUGGUCUUCGUGGUCCUUCAGGCAGACCGGGGGGUUAUGGCCCAGUAGGAAAUACAGGAAAAGAUGGUUCCAAGGGAGAGAAAGGCUUUCCAGGAGUAACCGGGGCAGCUGGAAGGCUUGGGAUGACAGGCCCAAGGGGUUCCAAAGGGGCAAGAGGUCUGCCAGGGCAGAGGGGGUUUGUUGGAGAGAAUGGACCUCCUGGACCAAAGGGGGAUUAUGGAGAACUUGGAAAGCCUGGAAUCCGUGGAAACAAGGGACAAGUGGGACCCAAAGGUGCUAAAGGAAUAAAUGGAGAAAUGGGUGCAAAGGGCAGAAUGGGUUCAGCUGGGCUCAGAGGACACCGGGGAGCACCAGGGCCCAAGGGGACCCAUGGACCUCAGGGGCCCCCAGGAGACAAGAGCAGCAAGGGGAGACCAGGCCACAAGGGAGUGAAAGGACCUCCUGGAAAAAGGGGCAACAGAGGGUUGCCUGGCAAGCCAGGUGCCCAAGGCCCACGGGGAAAACGAGGCCCUGCUGGACCCCCUGGGAAACAGGGCCCAAGCGGUUUGGAUGGACUCCUGGGUGUUGUAGGGAAUGAAGGGGAUCCGGGUGACGUUGGUCCGAGGGGACGCCCAGGACUACCUGGACUGCGAGGGAAGAGGGGCCCACCUGGUUGGCCUGGCCUAAGGGGGAAGCAAGGAAUGACUGGGCCAAAGGGUCUCCCAGGGGCAAAAGGAAAGAGGGGGCCACCAGGCCCUGAAGGGCCACAGGGAAUCCCAGGACUCAGAGGUGAUAAGGGAGGACCAGGACCCAAAGGACCAAAGGGUCUGGAUGCAGCCAGGGGGCUUCCAGGACCAAGAGGGCCUCCAGGGGUUAAAGGAAACCAAGGGUCAAUUGGCCUCAGGGGUCUUCCAGGUCCAAAAGGAAAACAGGGAGACACUGGUCUGCAAGGUCCAUCUGGUCACAGAGGUCUGCCAGGCCUUCCUGGUCUCUUUGGAAAAAAGGGAGUGAAAGGCGUUCAAGGAACACCAGGAGUGAAAGGACAACGUGGCCCACGGGGGCAGCCAGGACCACCCGGACGCCCUGGGCCAAGAAGGAGACUCCAAAAUACAUUUAGUGUUCCAACCAGAUUGAGAGAAUAUUUUCAGCUGGACCAGAGUAUGCUGGAAGACAUUGAUUUGAUGAGCUGGGCACAAGGCACCAAGGACAAUCCUGCUACAACCUGCUUGGAACUGAAGCUCAGUAAUCCACAUUUGGAAGAUGGAUAUUACUACAUGGACCCCAAUCAAGGUUGUCCUUUUGAUGCCCUCUACGUCUUCUGUAACUUCACCGCAGGUGGACUCACAUGUGUCUCUCCGACUAAGUCACAGAUCUCAGGAAGAUGGAGCUCCAAAGAGAAGAUCCAGUGGUUCAGUCAACUCAGCACUGGUUUUAGAUUUGGGUAUUCAGGCCUCACUACAGUCCAGCUUCGGUUUCUACGGUUACACAGUAACUUCGCCUCCCAGCGGCUUACACUGCCUUGUGCAGUCUCUACAGCCAAUGACAAAAAGCCAUUCAGCAGAGACUUCGCCCCACUGUUCCUGGGAGACAGCAGCGCAGAAAUCACACACACAGACCCAGCCUACAAAGUCUUAUCACAUACAUGUAAGGUGGAGGGGGAAGAGUCAGUCCAGAUCAGUGUAGAAACCCAGGGAUCUGAUACAGAGCUGCUGCCCUUGAGAGACCUCAGCGUGGAGACAUGUGGAGAGGAGGAGAGACAUUUUGGGGCCAUAUUGGGUCCAAUCUGCUUUUUAUAGCCUCCUGUCCAGCCAGCAGGUCUGUGCAGUGCAAGGACAUGAGUACACAUCCAUCUGAAAAUACCUUUAAACUGAUGGCGGACAAACAAACAGAACGUUCUGUUUCUGCUGAAGGCCUAGAACAGAUGUCGUUGGAAGAACCAUGACAAGGACACCUAAAACAGACAGUCUUGACAAAUGUAUUCACAAACUUAAUCUGAUGUCUGCGUCAUUAAUAAAGUGCAUAACAGUUAUGCAGUAAAGGCCAGCUGAAGCUAUAACUAUCUCAAAGAUAUACGUACAUAUUCCUAAGUUAUUCUUUUGUUUUCUUGUUCUAGGUAUGGUGGCUUUAUAUAUAUAUAUGAAAAAAUUCUACAAUUUGUUACAAUCUGUGUUUUCGAGAAUUCCUGAUAGUAGGUUUUUUUUUGUGUUCCUUGUGUUUAAGAUACCAGACAAUGGUAACAGAUGACUGAAUGUUUCUCCCCCUGAGCUUCCACUGGCUAGAACCUGCCACUCUGUUGGUUUGUGAUUUCUGUCGGAUUGUUUCCUCCAUAACUUCUGUUGUUUUGAUUAAUCUGGGGAGACAUGACUAAUUAAAACUGAGGAUGAGAGAGGGAGAGAAGCAGUCACAUGAUGUGACAAUGUUUUGAAUAUUAGGGAGACUACAGCAGAUUCUUUGUUCAAUUUGAAACCAUUUUUAGGGCAAAGGUCCAUGUAUAAAAUGUAUGCUUAUUUAGCUUAUUGUAUGCUAAUAAGCUAAAAUGGCCAUUGAAAAGUUUAAAAUGAAAAUUGUACUAAAACCUUUUAAACAAUUUUACUUUUAGGCUUUAUAAACUUUUAUGUAAAGAAAUGUCAUUGUCCCACUAAUUAUCUUUUGUUCAUGCACUCUGUCUGAGAGAUAUGCUGUCUGAAACUUGAUAACAGUGACCUUUGCAUUUGAAGAGUCUAAAUCUCUAUCCAACUGAGAUCAAAGCCUGUUAAACUCACCUCUCUUCAGAUAAUAUUCACCCCCACCUAAACGUCUACCAGUAUUGCUGUGUUACCAUCAGAAUGUAUGAUUAAUGCAUUGAAAUUAUUUCCUCUUUAUUCACACAACAAAAGCAACAGUUUUUUAACACAAAUAUUUGAAAAAAUUUUAAACAGAAGAAUCUUGUUUACUGAAUUAUUCACCUCCUCCCCUCCAAGUCAAUACUUUGUAGAAGCACCUUCUACAGUCAUUAAAGACUUUGGGGUCUUCUGUAUCAGCUUUGCACAUCUGGAUUUGGGAAUUAUCACUCUUCUUCACUCUUCCUUGCAGAUUUGCUCAAGUUCUUUCAAGUCGGACGGGGAACAUCAGUGAAUUGUAAUGCUCAAGUCCUUCCAGAGAUUCUCUGGGCUUUGGCUGUACCACUUAGGGAUAAUCACCUUCUUAUUCUGAAGCCACACCAGUCUUGUAACAAAUUUAGUUAAUCUUGUAACAAAUGUAAUACCACUUCUUUAAUAUACUAUAGUUUCUACAAAUCUGUGUUUAGCUGAUUCUCUCAUUGGUUCUCCAGAAUGUUUCUAGUCUCUAUACCUUUGUGUCUAACCUAACCAAUUGUGAGCAAUUGUGGGCAUUAUCAUUUCCCACUAUUAUUUAUUGGAAAGCACUUG
Lepisosteus oculatus (spotted gar) is the source of this 7089-nucleotide messenger RNA. The record is from RefSeq and is a predicted model, not a curated record. Lineage: Eukaryota; Metazoa; Chordata; Actinopteri; Semionotiformes; Lepisosteidae.